GGGAAGGAAAACAUUGGCACGGUUAGGAGUGGGGGUCCCCUCCAAAGCCUGGGAUGGCCAGGACAAGACAGUCGUAUCCCAAAUCCAUCAUCAACAUCACUCGAGAUGAGAGGUCUGGUCAUCAACUUCUUAGUUGUGGUAUACAUCACCAAUGCCAACGCCAAUGUCUUGAAGAACAUUUUCAAUGGGCUAGUCGGAAUUCUUUUCGAUAGCGACCACAACCGAGACUAUCCUCGAGUAAAAAGAUAG
Molecule: messenger RNA, 249 nt
Organism: Nezara viridula (southern green stink bug)
Lineage: Eukaryota; Metazoa; Arthropoda; Insecta; Hemiptera; Pentatomidae
Source: the annotation of a GenBank genome assembly